GCGCCGGGUAGAACCCGCAGCAUCGGAGCUGCCAGGUUCUCCCGCCUUCAUUUCCCAUCGUGCUGAGGCUGGUGGCAUGGCGGAGAAGGAUGACACCGGAGUUUGACGAAGAAGUGGUGUUUGAGAAUUCUCCACUUUACCAGUACUUACAGGAUUUAGGACACACGGACUUUGAAAUAUGCUCUUCUUUGUCACCAAAACCAGAAAAAUGCACAACAGAGGGACAACAGAAACCUCCUAUAAAAGUAGAGCCAAAACAAGGCAUCCUGUUAAAAGUAACACAAACUGUCAGCAGUUGGAUUUUCUCUCCCCAAGACAGUAAGAAAGAUGACUUACUUCACAAGUUGGAUAUUGGAUUCCGACUCGACUCACUACAUACCAUCCUGCAACAGGAAGUCCUUUUACAAGAGGAUGUGGAGCUGAUUGAGCUACUUGAUCCCAGUAUCCUGUCUGCAGGGCAACCUGAACAACAGGAAAAUGGACACCUUCCAACACUUUGCUCCCUGGCAACCCCUAAUAUUUGGGAUGUCUCAGUGCUACUUGCCUUCAUUAGUUUGCUCCUUGUGCUUCCCAGUUCGUGGAUUGUGUCUUCCUGGCUGGUCUGGGGAGUGAUUCUAUUUGUUUAUCUGAUUAUACGAGCCUUGAGCUUAUGGAGGACAGUCAAAUUACAAGUGACCCUAAAAAAGUACACUUUUCAUUUGGAAGAUAUGGCCAUAAACAGCCGCGCAUUUACUAACCUUGUAAGAAAAUCUUUACGUCUCAUUCAAGAAACCGAAGUCAUCUCCAGAGGAUUUACACUUUUGCUUGACAGGGUCAGUGCUGCUUGCCCAUUUAAUAAAGCUGGACAGCAUCGCAGCCAGCAUCUUCUCGGUCUUCGGAAAGCUGUCUACAGAACUGUCAGAGCCAACUUCCAAGCAGCAAGGCUAGCUACCUUAUAUAUGCUGAAAAACUACCCCCUGAACUCUGAGAGCGACAAUGUAACCAACUACAUCUGUGUGGUGCCUUUUAAGGAGCUGGGCCUUGGCCUCAGUGAAGAGCAGAUUUCUGAAGAGGAAGCACAUGAUCUUACAGAUGGUUUCAGCUUGCCUGCUUUGAAGGUUUUGUUCCAGCUCUGGGUGGCGCAGAGUUCAGAGUUCUUCAGGCGGCUAGCCCUGUUGCUUUCUCCGGCCAGUUCACCUCCGGGGCCUUCGCAUGCUCCAGCACUGUUGCCUCAUCGUAUUUUAUCUGAUGUGACACAAGGUCUACCUCACGCUCACUCUGCCUGUUUGGAAGAGCUCAAGCGCAGCUAUGAGUUCUAUCGGUACUUUGAAACUCAGCACCAGUCAGCUCCACAGCGCUUACCCAGACCUCAGCAGAAGUCAAGAGAACUGAAUAACGUUCACACAGCAGUGCGCAGCUUGCAGCUCCAUCUGAAAGCGUUACUGAAUGAGGUAAUCAUUCUUGAAGAUGAACUUGAGAAGCUUGUUUGUACUAAAGAAACACAAGAAGUAGUGUCAGAGGCUUAUCAAGUCCUAGAAGAAAAAUUCAAGUUGAUCAAACCUCAUGUGCAAGCAAGCAACAAUUGCUGGGAAGAGGCCACUGCCCAGGUGGACAGAUUGCUACGAAGAAACACGGAAAAUAAAGGCAAGCCUGAAGUCACUUGUGAAAAUCCACAUUGUACUGUGGUCCCUUUGACGCAGCCCACUCUCCACAUUGCUGACAAAGAUCCAAUCCCUGAGGAGCAGGAAUUGGAAGCUUACGUAGAUGACGUAGAUAUGGGCAGUGACUUCAGAAAGGAUGAUUUCUAUUACUUGACUCAAGAAGACAAAGAGAGACAGAAGCGUGAGCACGAAGAAUCCAAGAGGGUGCUCCAAGAAUUGAAGUCUGUGCUCGGAUUUAAAGCUUCGGAGGCGGAAAGGCAGAGAUGGAAACAGCUUCUGUUUAGUGAUCAUGCUGUAUUGAAAUCCUUGUCUCCUGUAGACCCUGUGGAACCUAUAAGUAUUUCAGAAUCCUCAAUGAAUUCAAACAUGGGAAAAGUCAGUACAAACGAUCCUGAAGAGGAAAAUAAUAAAUCCUCUCCAGCAGACAAUGAAAUAAGUAGGACUGAGUAUUUAUGUGAAAACCCCAUAGAGGAUAAAAAUAAAGACAACUCAGCAAGUGAACCCUGCCUGCAAGGAGCCAAAGAAGGAUUGUACUACCAGUGUGACAGUGAAGAUGAGUCGCAGCAGGCAGACGGAGGUGGCCUGGUCGCUGCUCCUGCAACUGCCAAGGAAUGUUUGCUGCCCUCUAUCAAGCAGAGACUGGCACAGCUACAGCUGCCAGCAGAUCUUACCUUCACUGCUGGUCUCGCAGCACAAGUGGCUGCCAGAUCUCUCACCUUUACCACCAUGCAGGAACAGACUUUUGGUGAUGAGGAAGAAGAACAAGUCAGAGAAGAUAAUGAAGAUGAAAUAGAAGCAAACUAAGAACCAAGAUUCACAGGAAGCAAUUGUAGAUUGUUCCUUAUACAAAAGUAUUUUAGCUUCACGACUGGGAAGGGAAAGUGAGUGUAAGUUUACUGUAUAAAGAGCUAAGAUGAGAAUUAACAGAAGAACCUUGGUUCAGAGAACCAAAUUAAAAUUAAUAGUUAAAAUUGGCAGAUCUUUUAGGAAAAUAAGAGAAAGGUAAGGGCUCUUUUGAAUAAACUGCUAUUUUGUGGCACAACUGACCAAUCUUGGAAAUCCUUGAAAUACUUUUAAUAAGAAAUAAGUUUGCCAUUUCUUGCUAGAAUUUACUGCCCGUAAGAUGACUGGGAUAAUUUCAUUGCAAGAAGAUUGACCUUUGAUAAUAUUCCUUUUUACUGUAUUCUUGCAGUUAACAACUGCAGCCAUUAUGUUAAUAACAAGUUGUUUGUAUUUUGUUUCUACCAGUCUUAAAGAUACAGGUUCUGAAUAAAAAAAAAAUUCA
Messenger RNA from Ochotona curzoniae (black-lipped pika), 2925 nucleotides. RefSeq names its product vezatin, adherens junctions transmembrane protein (gene VEZT). NCBI's taxonomy places the organism in Eukaryota, Metazoa, Chordata, Mammalia, Lagomorpha, Ochotonidae. Gene Ontology annotation, cellular component: plasma membrane. The record is from RefSeq and is a predicted model, not a curated record. Gene Ontology annotation, molecular function: myosin binding. Gene Ontology annotation, biological process: cell-cell adhesion. The transcript is spliced from 12 exons. Bases 90 to 2444 code for a protein of 784 amino acids.